This is a messenger RNA of Exophiala dermatitidis NIH/UT8656, 2975 nucleotides long. RefSeq lists its product as uncharacterized. The transcript has a single exon. Lineage: Eukaryota; Fungi; Ascomycota; Eurotiomycetes; Chaetothyriales; Herpotrichiellaceae. The record is from RefSeq and is a predicted model, not a curated record. Gene Ontology annotation, molecular function: calcium-dependent phospholipid binding; calcium ion binding. The coding region runs from base 366 to 2804 and encodes 812 amino acids. Gene Ontology annotation, cellular component: cytoplasm.
GGAUGGUCGAGGCAGUGAUUGCUUCAACCGGGGACAAAACACUGAAUACCAACCGCUUACAGUUAACGCUCAUCCCCCUCGUCUGCCGUUUGUUUCUGCAUCUCCGUCGAUUGGGUUUACCUGCAGCCUUUGAUGAGAAGUGCGAGGUGCCUGCAGAUGGGGGCCGAUUUGGCGCCGCCACCAAUGUGGUUGUCCAGCUACGGCUGAAACAUCGAACAUGGCGCGCUCCCGCCGACUAAUCUUAUGGGACCCAAUGUGAUCGGCGGCGGACUCUCCUGCUUGUUCUUCCUCUCGUAGACUUCUUAUGUGCCUUAGAACGGUUUGUCCGCGCAAAGCAACUCAUAGCAUCCAUCCGAGGCCCCAGCAUGAUGUCAAUGCUAGAGGUUCGCGAUAACCGCAGGUCCAGGUCCAAAUCUCCCAGUGGACGCGACAGAAGCCGCUCGAGAUCCCACUCACGCGACAAUCGGGCUGCAGCUGAGGUCUUGCAAGAGACCAAACGGCACAGCCGGAAAUACUCCUAUAACGGAUCGGAUGCAGAGGAAGAAGCCGAUUACAAGACUAACAGCCGUUCGAGCAAGAAAUAUUACGAGGAAGUCGAGGAAGAUGAUCGGCGCAGGCGGGCUAAGAGUUCCAGGAAAUAUGCGGAUGACAGUCAAGAAGAGGAUGAAUACGUGUCAUCCCGAUCUGUGAGAGAGUCGCACAGACGGGACAUAUCGGUGUCGGACGACGACAGGAGGUAUGACAAACUCAAGAAGAAAUCGGACAGCGACUCAGACCGACGAAGGGAAAAGUCCAGGAGGAAGAACCAUGCACAUUCUGAAGACAGUGCCUCUGAAGAUGAGCGCCACAAGUACAUCGAUAAUCGAGGAUACUAUGCGUCCUCAGAGCCAAAAUCUAGACCUGUUGACCCCCAGCGGACACGCUAUUCAAGCACCGACCAGCGUUACGCACCGUCGGCUUCUGGCGCUGGCGCAAGGUAUGCCGAGUUAGAACAGUUCAAAUACGCACAGCUCGACAAUGGAGCCUCUCAUAGGUACAAGGAAAGUCCCGGCAACAUUCAGGCACAGUACGCGGAAAGAAGACCGGAGUAUGAAAGAUCGCGGCCGUCGCAGGCCAGUGAUUCCAGCGACGGCCAUUACCCACGUCGCCAACCCAAGGACAAACGAUAUUAUGAGGACAACUACGAGAACCGUAAACCAAAAGGAAGAAAGGACUACGACAACAGUUACGACCGGCGAGACAAGCGGUAUAAUGCUGACAAGUAUAGCUCCUCUCCUGAGAAUGUCACCAAGAGAAUGUCAGCGCUGGCGGUAGGCGGAGCAACUUUAGGAGCCGCUACAUUGGGCGUUGCAAGACAAGAUUCCAACGGUGGCGGAAGGCCCCCGGCUUCGCCUUUGCUGGAAGCAUACAAAGGGACGUACCAGUCUAUCUCGCCCAUGCCUUCGCCAUUAGCAUUGGCAAACCGCAGGGAUGAUACAGAAUUGUCUGAUUUCGAUCUGGACCAGGAUCUAGCCCUAGAUGGCGACUCUGAUGAUUCCCAUGCUGAACUCAAACGCAAGAUUCGGCAGCUCCAGAAGGAAAAGGAGAGAAUCCACAAAGAGCAGAAAAGAAGCAGCGCGCUUCUUAGCAGCGACACUCAGGAGGUGCGACCGCGCCGGCUCUCCAACCUCGAGACAACCGAAACGACUCGUUAUGAGGUCCGUGAGCCAGGCAAGAAUCGCCACCGAGCCAGCUCUAGUGUGAGCGUGUUUUCUACAGGCAGCGGCUUUGGGGGUAAGAAGAAGACUGUAUCAUUCUACGAUCCGACAGACGAUGCAAAGCACAUUGCAGCGGCGUUGGCUGGCACCCGCAACGCGCCCGACCCAAGACCAUUGAUCCAGAUCCUCCCAUACCUGUCCAGUGAUGAUCUCUUAGCUCUCCGAGCCGAGUACAAAAACCACGCAAAAGUCGGCGGCCAGGGAAUCAACAUUGCGAAGCACAUCAAGAGGCGAAUUCCAGGUAAUCUGGGUAAAGCGAUGUAUGCGACGGCGCUGGGCCGGUGGGAGAGCGAGGCAUACUGGGCGAACUCAUGGUACCAGGGAGGGGCGUCGCGAAGGGAACUACUGAUUGAGAGUUUGAUGGGCCGAACCAACAGUGACAUCCGCGAAAUUAAAAACUGCUUCAAGGACAAAAAGUACAGCGAUGACCUGGAGAAAUGCAUCCGCACCGAACUGAAAGCCGACAAGUUUCGUGUCGCGGUCCUGUUAGUCCUCGAAGAGAGGCGCAUGCCUGAGUCAACACCCCUCGACAUCGGUCUCGUCCGGGAGGAUGUGCAGCAGCUGGCUCUUGCGCUCAACUCUGCUGGUGGCGAAACCGACAUGAUUAAGAUCAUCGUGGUGCGCAGCGAUGCCCACCUGCGUGAAGUCCUACGCUUGUUCGAACGCACCUACCGUGUCAACUUUGCCCGGCAGAUGAUCGCUAAGUCGCGCAACCUCGUUGGUGAAACUCUCGCACACAUCCUGAACGGCGCUCUCAACCGGCCCAUGCGCGACGCCUUGUUGCUACACCAGGCUAUCUCUGAGACGGCGCCGGGUAAAGAACGUACAGAGCUUUUGAUCUCUCGCCUCGUCCGAAUGCACUGGGAGCGCAAGCAUUUGGAGAAGGUCAAGGGUGUCUUUGAAGAGCGUUACGGUCGGAGUGUGGAAGAGGCUAUCAUGCGCGAGGUCUGGUCGCAGAUGAAGACUCCUGAGGGACGCUUGUGUGCCGAGUUCUGUGUUGCGUUGGUCGAAAGCAGCUCGCCUGACCGACAGAGAUCAAACUACUAGUUGAUUAUCUGACUCGUUACGGCUCAGCUGCUGAAAUGUUUUCUAUAAGUCACGAAUACAAUGCACAUGAUUCCACUGUGCCUGAAAACCUAUCAAUCAUCGAGUUGAGCUUUUCGAUCCCUUUAUGUAGCACGUUGGCUCUUGAAAGGUCUAAUACAAUCUAAUGCUGAG